GCUGCAGGUGCACAUCUGGCCAGGGAAAAUGCCGCUGCAGGCUGCCCCUGGGUUACUGUGGCUCUGGCAGAUUGUGCCCUUUCAGACACUGGCCGUGUUCUUGGGCCUGUUUUUGAUUUCCGAUGUCAUGAAAAGGAGACGACCGAGGAAUUUCCCACCGGGACCUUUGUUUCUGCCCUUCCUGGGCAACCUACUCCACAUGGAUGUCAAAAAGCCUCAUAUCGCCAUUGAGAAGCUUGCUGAAAAAUAUGGCAACAUUUUCAGCCUGCAGUUGGGUAACCUGAAAUUUGUGAUUGUAAAUGGAUUCCAGCUGGUGAAGGAAGUGCUUGUCCAUCAGGGCGAUGACUUUCUUGAUCGCCCAGACAUGCCUCUUAUCCAGGAAUUAAGCAAGUCAUUUGGAUUAGUAUUCUCCAAUGGACAUAACUGGAAACAACAAAGAAGAUUUGCUUUAUCAACUCUAAGAAACUUUGGCCUGGGGAAGAGGAGCUUAGAAGAACGCAUACAGGAGGAGAACAGAUACCUCACAGAGGCAUUUGAAGAAGAAAAAGAGCAACCUUUUGACCCUCAUUUUAAAAUUAACAAUGCUGUUUCCAACAUUAUCUGCUCCAUCACAUUCGGGGACCGGUUUGAAUAUCAUGACAGUCAGUUCCAGAAGUUACUGCGACUGAUUGAUGAGAAUUUCUAUCUCCAGGGAAGUAUUUGGAACCAGCUGUACAACACCUUUCCCACCCUAAUGAAGUGGAUCCCAGGACCCCAUCACACCAUUUUCAAAAACUGGGGGAAACUGAAGUGUUUUGUGAGGGAAAUUAUUGCAAAGCACAAAGAGGAGUGGAAUCCCUCAGAAACCAGAGACUUCAUUGACUGUUAUCUGAAGGAAAUGGCAAAGGUGGAUGCUGACCCUAGUUUCCAUGAAGAAAAUCUCUUAUUUUCCACACUAGAUCUUUUUUUUGCUGGAACUGAAACAACAUCUACAACCAUCCGCUGGGCUCUGCUGUACAUGGCCACAAAUCCAGAGAUUCAAAAGAGAGUGCAAGUAGAGAUUGACACAGUGAUUGGCCAGUCUCGACAGCCAGCCCUAGAGGACAGGGACAAUAUGCCGUACACCAAUGCAGUUAUUCACAAAGGGCAAAGGAUAAGCAACAUCGUGCCUUUAAAUGUGCCGAGAAUGGCAACAAGGGAUACAACACUGGAUGGAUACCAACUGCCAAAAGUAAGCUGGAAAGAAAUUUAUCUUUCAUUUCUCAUCUUGGUUUAAGAACUUAAAAGAGAUGAGCCCAACCCAGUGUCACAGACAGAUACACCUUUGCCCCGAGGAAGAUUCAGUUCCAAAUCUGUACAUAUUUUGGAAAGCAACAAAGAUACAGAGCAGCACUUUAAAAUAUUGGGAUAUAAUUCCCAAACCAAAAGCUUGAUACUCACAUUCCCAAGCUUUGAGACCAUUGAAAUCCCUAUCAGAAUUUUGCAAUCUUCAUAAAACAUGAUGUAAGUGAUUUAUAUUAACUGCAUGAAACCCUAGUAAAGGGACUAGGAAU
This is a messenger RNA of Pelodiscus sinensis (Chinese soft-shelled turtle), 1532 nucleotides long. NCBI's taxonomy places the organism in Eukaryota, Metazoa, Chordata, Testudines, Trionychidae. The record is from RefSeq and is a predicted model, not a curated record.